UCAACCCAUCUCCAUCGAUCUCCUCCUCCGAGAGCGCGACACGCUCCCCCCGCCAAGCAAAGAAUGGCGGCAUUCCUCCCCGUCGUCGUCCUCCUGUCCCUCCUCGCCACCGGCGCCACGGCCGGCGGCUACUACGGCAGUCAGACUACCUCUAGCCCUUCGGCGCCAUCAGCGCCGACGCCGCCCACGCCGGCGCCGGCGGCGCACGGCUACGACGACGACAAGAAGCUGGUGGUGGUGCACGUGGAGGGCGUGGUGCUGUGCCAGAGCUGCGAGAAGAAGGGCUCGCAGAGCCUCGACGGCGCGACGCCGCUGCCGAGGGCCAACGUGACGGUCACCUGCCGCGACAGGAAGAACUGCGUCAUGGCGUACCGGCAGCGCGCCGCCGACGACAACGGCUACUUCCACGCCGAGUUCGGCGUCCAGCGCGCCGACUACUACCUGGACAAGGAUCCCCUCGAGGCCUGCUUCGUGCGCCUGCUCUCGUCGCCCGACGCCAAGUGCAACGUCGUCACCGACAUCAACGGCGGCAUGCUGGGCGCGCCGGUCCGCGGCGAGGGCAAGCAGUGGACCGACCACCGCGGCUUCAAGAACGUCGUCUACGCCGCCGGCCCGCUCGCGUUCACGCCGGAGAAGUGCGAGCCCACGCACCACUACUGAGCGCACGCACUAGUGUGUCACGGGCCAUGAUGAGCAAACGUGUACGUGUGCUCUGGUGAUAAGAGAGGAAGUGAUUCAGGUUUUGUUUCGGAGUAUGAAUGAUUUCGAUUUCUUUUUUGUUCCCCCUGUUUUUUGGGUGUUGAAUUUGUUGUUUGCAGUGUGGCAUUCUCUGUAAGCUAAUUUUCCAGUUAUGAACAAAUACCCAGCUCUAGAUUUCAAUGUAAAUAAAAAAAAUGAAGGCUCUGUCCUUGGGAAACUGAA
Molecule: messenger RNA, 921 nt
Organism: Sorghum bicolor (sorghum)
Lineage: Eukaryota; Viridiplantae; Streptophyta; Magnoliopsida; Poales; Poaceae
Product: non-classical arabinogalactan protein 30
Exons: 1
Coding region: 64-660 (198 amino acids)
Source: RefSeq, a predicted model, not a curated record